Messenger RNA from Fusarium keratoplasticum, 1449 nucleotides. RefSeq lists its product as uncharacterized. The transcript is spliced from 2 exons. The record is from RefSeq and is a predicted model, not a curated record. The coding region runs from base 1 to 1449 and encodes 482 amino acids. NCBI's taxonomy places the organism in Eukaryota, Fungi, Ascomycota, Sordariomycetes, Hypocreales, Nectriaceae.
AUGCUAAUGGACCCAUGCGUUGCUGUCGCCAGACGCGAGACGAGUUCUCCCGACAUUACCAAACCUGUCAAGCUCAGCAUAUGGGUAGACUCUGCUUAUAUCCAUGGGUCCUGGCUCAAGUUUGAGUACUGCUGGGAAGCAAAGGGCCAUACUUAUCGCGCUAUUGAAACUGUUCGCGACCUGGACGAUCCAAUUGCUCCGGGGCUGCUCGAGGUGACCCACGCCGAGGAAAUUGUGGUACAUCUUCAGGCCCCGAGACGAGGCCACUUUGUUGGCGCGCUCCUGAUGAUACUUGCAAAGGCAGAUGAUGCUUAUCAUCUCAUUAGCAACAUAUCGAAGAGCGUCAAUUCCACGGACCCGAACAACAUCACCAUCCGUUUCUCGACCGAACCAGUACAGCCAGGCCAGUCAGAGAACGAGGCCAAGAACUUCUGGGAGUGCCGCGCACCAAAGGUUCUGCAGGAAAGCGUCAGAAAACGCUUCUUUGUUUCUGACUACUUACUGCCAUGCUUUUACGAGUAUUUCCUGAUCAACCACCCGGUCGAAUUCGCCCAUCCGCCAAAGAUCGAGUUUUUCACGUGGCCGCGCCCUCACGUCUACAUACGCUUAAGGGAAAAGCGGUGCCCCAAAGACGUUGAAUUCAUAGUCCAGGAAAUAGGUCUGAAGGGGUGUCUGAAAUAUUUCGACAAGUUUCGUAAUCUCCGCGACCAGUAUGCCACGUACUCGGCCAAGAUGAUGACGGACAUGCGGAUUCGACAGGAGUACGGCCCUAGCCGUGAAGGUUGGGGGGCAAACGAUUACGGCGCAGCGAACCUAAAGUAUCGGUUUCAUUUCUUGCUCGAUAACCUAGCAGGGCCUGUCGGCGGCUGCUUGGACAUGCUGCGCUUUCAUCGGUUCAAGACCAUGGGUGCAUCCGAGGCCAACGUCUUUGCCCGACAUGAACAGAUGGCAUUGAAGAAAUUCGCAACACUUUCAGGAGCAGCAUCAGAGAUCACGAAUCGUCUCAAGAUACUGUCCAACCAAUUUGCCUUUGAGCACAUCCGAAAGCUCCGUACGAAAUGCCCUCACCUGUCAGCCGUGCCAUGGGCCACCGACCCUUCAGCUGAAACAUCUCCCCGGGAAUACUGCCCCCGCUCUGCAUGGCUGAAGAAUUAUCCAAACGGGAUUCGACAUAGCUGGAACGGAAGGAACCUGGCUGAAUGGCGAUUUCAGUGGAAAGCUGUACCAUGCCAUGAUCCGUCGGAGCCAAUCGGCUGGCUGUUUAGAUGGUGGGACUGUUUGGCAUGCUGCAAGGACUCGGGAACGGCCAUGAAUGAAGAACUCUCCAUCGCAUUCGAAAGGAAAGUCUUACGCAACUGGACAGAGUUCUUCAACGAGCCUCGCCAUAACGGGCGGUUCCCAUGUCAUGGUGAGACGCCAGUGUACUCGACUGGUCAAGAGGACAAGUAG